AUGCGCGCCACAUCCAUUCUCUCGGUUCUGGCGUUCGCGCUGCCAGUCUUCUCCGCCAGCGGACUGGGCUGCUACUCCGAAAUCCCCUCAUUGAAGAGCCAGGGUCCCUACAGCUUCAAUUCGCUCGGAUACUGCCAAUCCAAAUGCAUCGAAAAAGAAUUCAAGUUCGCCGCCCUUACGCGCGGUAACAUGUGCUACUGCGGAAACACCCUCCCAUCGCAAUCCAACAAGGUCGACGACGAGAAAUGCAACACUGUUUGCCCAGGGUACCCGGUCAACAAUUGCGGCGGCGCUGAUGCCUACACACUCGUCCAAGCAUCCGAGGAUGAGGACAUCUCCGACUUGACCUCUGAGUCCGCCUCAACUGCUGCCUCCACCGCGGCCCCCACUGCCGUCACCGCAGCUGGCGGUAUCGUCGUCGCACCCUCAACCGCUCCCGCUCCAUCCGGCAUCGUCACCGCGGCUUCAUCUGUUAACUCUAAGAGCGCAAACUCUAACUCCAACUCUUCUAAGUCCGCAGGCUCCGCCACUACCGCCGCAACUUCGAGCGCGUCGCCCACGCCCACUGGCAAUGCCGCUGAUACCAUCCGUGUUGGUUCGCCUUUGAUCGGCGCUGUCGUUGCUGGUAUGGGCUUGUUGCUCUAA
This is a messenger RNA of Penicillium brevicompactum, 645 nucleotides long. Its product is annotated as WSC domain-containing protein. The transcript has 2 exons. The record is from RefSeq and is a predicted model, not a curated record. The coding region runs from base 1 to 645 and encodes 214 amino acids. Gene Ontology annotation, cellular component: plasma membrane. Lineage: Eukaryota; Fungi; Ascomycota; Eurotiomycetes; Eurotiales; Aspergillaceae.